Auanema sp. JU1783 is the source of this 924-nucleotide messenger RNA. NCBI's taxonomy places the organism in Eukaryota, Metazoa, Nematoda, Chromadorea, Rhabditida, Rhabditidae. The record is from the annotation of a GenBank genome assembly.
AUGGAUUACAUACGUUUUCAUGUUUUAGCUCUGUCAGCCCCUACACCUACAUCUGCCUUACCGUUCUUCUCAGCUGUAGCUCCCCAACCAACUUUAACAUCUGGAGGAGAUGAACUCGGAAGAUUACGUGAACGAAUCAUGAUCAAUCAGCUAAUGAAUCAACAUGCUUUCAACAAUACUUUCUCGUGGCUUAACCAACUUCCGAAGCCUAUUCCAACUACCCGUCCUCUCGAUUUGAGCCACACAAAUGAUGCGGAUGAAGAUAUGGUGAUAAACGUAGAGAAAGACAUUGAUAGUCCCAAGCCUGAUGAUGACGAUGAAAAGCUGAACAUAUCCAUAAGUGACUCGGAAGAUCCAAAAUCUGAAGGAACAAAGCGAACGGAUAGCCCCUGUGAAAAUGCUUGUACCUCGAGUACCGUUGGAUCAUCUCCUUCUCAUACAGGCUCAUUACCCUCACCUGUCAAUCACUUUAAGAAAUCUCGUACUUCGCCUAGUGCUUUCCAUCAUUUAAAUGUUGAUUCCCGAGCGUUUGUCACCGUCAGUUCACCUUCCCACGUUUCUCCAUCAGAAACUAAUUCGUCCAUAUCGCCAGAUGGUCAAAACCGACCAGCAUGCUAUGAAUGUGCUUUGUAUAAAACUAAGCUUACAAUGGCAGAUAAUAAGUGUCGGUACUUAGAAAGUCGAGCUAAUACGCUGCAGGGAGAGACCGUUCGAGCACAAACGCAGACAGCUGCAGCUGAGACAGCAAUCCGAGUAUUGGAAAAUGAGACGCGCAAUCUGCGCGAUCACACGGAAAAUAUUCAAAGAAAACUAUUAGACUGCCAGGAGCAAGCUUUACGCUUUGUGCAAUCUGAUAAAACAGGAAAUCAACAAGCAGUCGUAUUAUUUUUGAAUCAGUUAAUACAAUCGACGAUUAUCCGAUGA